AUGUCUGGUCGUGGCAAGGGCGGGAAGGGCCUGGGCAAGGGGGGCGCCAAGCGCCACCGCAAGGUGCUGCGCGACAACAUCCAGGGCAUCACCAAGCCCGCCAUCCGGCGGCUGGCCCGGCGCGGCGGCGUCAAGCGCAUCUCCGGCCUCAUCUACGAGGAGACCCGCGGGGUGCUCAAGGUGUUCCUGGAGAACGUGAUCCGCGACGCCGUCACCUACACGGAGCACGCCAAGCGCAAGACGGUCACGGCCAUGGACGUGGUCUACGCGCUCAAGCGCCAGGGCCGCACCCUCUACGGCUUCGGCGGUUAAAAACCAAAGUAAUCUUAGAUUCUUUAUAUCAAAAAGGCCCUUUUUAGGGCCCCCAAGUUUUCCCUGAAAGAGCUUUAGUGCUUUUCUCCAAACGGGUCAUUUCGGUAGAGCCGCUGUGUAAGUUUUAGUGCCAGCAAAAUGACUAGAGGCCCAGGUACUCUUGACGUUUGGCACCUGAAUUACUGCUAACCAACCUUUUCGGUACGACGUAAGAAUCGCAUGUAUCUGGUAGAUCCUGGGUCAUUAAUCUAACCCAAAGUCUCAAGACUGUGGAGGUCUUAGAUCUAAAGCACCGCACCCCACACUAAUUUUCUGUUCUUUUGAAUUUAGACCUUAAUGUCAGGGUGAAGGGUAUAAGCAAAGUGAUAAGAUCCACACAGCAGACGCCUUAAAAAAUGUGUUUGGUUAAGCGGAGCUGCGGGGAAGGAGCUCUAGCAAGGGUCUUGAAAACGUACUGCUCCUCUACACUGUAGGACCUAGGUACUAUGCUGAAAAUUUUAAAUUGCUGUAUUUCCCAUUACAAAUCACACUGCUAUGGGCGUUGUACACAGCUGUAUCCUUCUGUGUGUGCAGAUCUAGGAGAGGCGCUGCUUAGUAAGGGGGUCUGCAUAUUGAACAUGAAAUGAGCAACUUGUGUUCCGGGGUUAUUUUUGUUUUAUACCCCCAUACUCCACAAGUACUGAGUUCCUGUUACUCCCCAUCUUCAACAUUUCACUAGUGCAGACUAAUUUUUUGCCAGUCCACAUUUGCUAAACUAAAUCUCAUGUAUUUAAGUUGCACUUCUCU
This is a messenger RNA of Mustela lutreola (European mink), 1098 nucleotides long. RefSeq names its product histone H4. Bases 1 to 312 code for a protein of 103 amino acids. The record is from RefSeq and is a predicted model, not a curated record. Gene Ontology annotation, cellular component: nucleosome. The transcript has a single exon. Gene Ontology annotation, molecular function: protein heterodimerization activity; DNA binding; structural constituent of chromatin. NCBI's taxonomy places the organism in Eukaryota, Metazoa, Chordata, Mammalia, Carnivora, Mustelidae. Gene Ontology annotation, biological process: nucleosome assembly.